CUACCAGUAGGGGGUUUUUGAAAAUUUUCCAAUGAUUAAGAAUUUGGGUUAUGUUCAUUUUGAGUUUUGAGUCACUGAUAUUAGUUUAUUUGAGAUAUGGGCAUGGUGUUUUGAGCUUACUUGUAGAACAAUUGAUGGUGGGGGCCCGGGGGCUUUAUUUUUUGUGGAUGAUUUGAAGUGAAAUCUUGAAACUUUCUUUCUUUUUCCCAUUGUAUUAUGCAAUAUGCGAUACAUAAGCCUAUGGGUGGAAUUCUUUAAUAUCAAUUUGGGAAAACAAGUGACGCUUACUUUUCUAAUGCUCUUGACUUUACUCAGUUGCAUGACCUGUUCAAAGGAACCAAUAAGUGGUUUACCACUACCUUUUGGCUUAUCUUCUAAUAUCUAUCGAUCAUAUUCUGCGGUGGGACCAAAUAUUUGAUAGCUAUCGUUUUUCAUCCAAAUCAAAAAUACGAAGUAUUCACUGAAAUCAUUAGAUAAAUUGUUAAAAAUAUCUUUAGUUUGACUUAACUUUUGCUUAUUCAAUUAUUUCAACUCCUUGCAACUGCGGCAAAAGGUUGUUCCAGACCUAAAUUUUGAUUUAUUCGAUUUCUUUUCUGGACAUCAACAGUGAUUUUUGUUGAUAACUCAGAAUGGGUCAAGCCUUAGGUUGCAUUCAAGUCGACCAGUCAACUGUAGCAAUCAGAGAAACGUUUGGGAAAUUUGACGAUGUGCUUCAACCUGGUUGCCAUUGUCUACCAUGGUGCCUUGGGAGCCAGAUAGCUGGUCAUCUUUCUUUACGUCUCCAGCAGCUUGAUGUUCGCUGUGAGACAAAGACAAAGGACAAUGUUUUUGUCACUGUCGUUGCCUCUAUUCAAUACCGAGCCCUAGCAGACAAGGCUUCAGAUGCUUUUUAUAAGCUUAGUAAUACAAGAGAACAGAUCCAGGCAUACGUUUUUGAUGUUAUUAGGGCAAGUGUUCCAAAGUUGGACCUAGAUUCUACUUUCGAACAGAAGAAUGAUAUUGCAAAGGCCGUCGAAGAUGAGCUGGAGAAGGCCAUGUCAGCUUAUGGAUACGAGAUAGUUCAAACUCUAAUUGUGGACAUUGAGCCAGAUGAGCAUGUAAAGCGAGCAAUGAAUGAAAUAAAUGCAGCUGCGAGACUGAGAGUUGCUGCAACUGAGAAAGCUGAGGCAGAGAAGAUAUUGCAGAUUAAGAGAGCUGAAGGAGAUGCCGAAUCCAAGUAUCUGGCCGGGCUUGGUAUUGCACGGCAGCGUCAAGCCAUUGUUGACGGGCUCAGAGACAGUGUACUAGCAUUUGCUGAAAACGUCCCUGGAACGACGUCUAAGGAUGUCAUGGACAUGGUUCUUGUGACUCAAUACUUCGACACGAUGAAGGAGAUUGGAGCGUCAUCAAAGUCUAAUUCUGUGUUCAUUCCACAUGGACCUGGUGCAGUUAAAGAUAUUGCUUCACAGAUCAGGGAUGGUCUUCUUCAAGCAAGCCAAACUCAGUAGAUGGGUCAAGAUUGAAGAUACUUGUGAAGAUGGUAUAUAUAUUAAGUGUGUAGAAUAUGAUAUUUGUUUGUGUAUGGGUUUGGUUGUUUUGUUUAAUUUGCAAAUUUAUGUUCUGUGUUACGACUGAUACAUAUAGUUAUCUUUUAAAUGAAUAGUGCUCUAAAUAAAUAGUCACUCUCUUAAUCAAGUGAUUUUAAUAAUAAGCCUUUCUUAAAUUUCAAA
Messenger RNA from Cucumis melo (muskmelon), 1709 nucleotides. RefSeq names its product hypersensitive-induced response protein 1. The transcript has 6 exons. The record is from RefSeq and is a predicted model, not a curated record. NCBI's taxonomy places the organism in Eukaryota, Viridiplantae, Streptophyta, Magnoliopsida, Cucurbitales, Cucurbitaceae. The coding region runs from base 630 to 1487 and encodes 285 amino acids.